AUGAUUACAAAAAUUGUAAUUCUUGUUUCUGCUUUACUUAUAGCAUAUAAUAAAUUGAAAUCAACAGAUUAUUAACUUUAAGAAUAACCAGUAAUUGGAAUAUUUACACAACCUUCAACAUUUUCAGAAUAUAAUCGUGAAAAUUAUACUUACAUUGCUGCGUCAUAUGUUAAAUUUUUGGAAUCAGGAGGAGCAAGAGUGAUCCCUAUUCCCUAUGAAGCAAAUCAUACAACUUUAGAUGAGAUUUUUUCAAAUAUUAAUGGUAUACUGAUACCAGGAGGAUCUACAGGAUUAAAAGGACCUUCAUUAUAUACUUAGAAGGUGGCAUAUCUUGUAAAUAAGGCAUUGAAAAUAAAUAAGGAAGGAGGAUGGUUUCCAAUAAUUGGAAUAUGUCUAGGACAUGAAGUGAUGCAUUACAUUCUAUCAAAUUAUUCUGAUGUAUAUUUAUAGAUUUUAAUUAUAGAAUUUUUUGAUUGAUGUGAAGGGUAAUGAUAAAGUAUCAAAACCAUUAAAUAUUGAAUAUAGAUAGGCAUAUUUUUAUGGUUAGAUGAAUGAUGAAUUAUUUUAAGCUACAUUAAAAGAGAAUUUAGCUUAUUAUCAUCAUAUUCAUGCAGUACCUCCAAAUUUAUAUGAAAUUACACCUAUUUUAAAAGAAUAUUUAAGAAUCACUUCAACUUAAAUUGAUGAUGAAGGAUAACUAUUCAUAACUUCUACAGAUGGUAUUAAUAUGCCAUUCUACUCAUUUUAAUAUCAUCCAGAGAAAAAUCCAUUUGAAUGGACUAUUCCUGCAAAUCAUUCAGUUCAUGCCAUUUAAUUUAGUAGAAUUCACAGUUAUUAAUUUAUUUAAUCUUGUAGAAUGAAUUCAAAUAAAUUUGGAUUAGAUUCUAAUAAACUAAUCUAUAAUUAUAAUCCUAUUCAACCAAUAAAUUAAAAUUACAAUUAAGUAUAUAUAUUUUAAAGACUCUUAAUAAUGGAUGAUAUAGAAAUAUAAGAAUAAUAAUGA
This is a messenger RNA of Paramecium pentaurelia, 1003 nucleotides long. NCBI's taxonomy places the organism in Eukaryota, Ciliophora, Oligohymenophorea, Peniculida, Parameciidae. The record is from the annotation of a GenBank genome assembly.